This is a messenger RNA of Armigeres subalbatus, 509 nucleotides long. Its product is annotated as fibronectin-binding protein A-like. The record is from RefSeq and is a predicted model, not a curated record. The transcript has 2 exons. Lineage: Eukaryota; Metazoa; Arthropoda; Insecta; Diptera; Culicidae. The coding region runs from base 88 to 381 and encodes 97 amino acids.
AACGUUGACUAUCUGUUCCACCGACAUCAGUCAACUGCAACCAGUUUCGCAUUUAGUUCACACUAAAACCGAAUCAUUCUACUCAAGAUGUUCAAGCUCGCAGCUCUCACCAUCGUCUUGGUUGCCAUCGCCGUCCAGGCCGCACCCCAGAUGCCAUCGGUUCCGGAGAUACCGGCCACUCCCGAAAUGCCAGCGACUCCGGAAAUGCCUGGAGGAGCUUCAGGUGCCCCAGAAGUGCCCGCCACCCCGGAGAUGCCGGCCACCCCCGAAAUGCCAGCCGGCGGUGCCCCAUCGUCCGAGAACACCACCAUGCCCAACCUGCCGAACCGCAUCUCCAACCGUAUCACGAACAGCGUGAACCGCGUCAACAGCCGUAACUAAUCGGAGCACCCGGUUGAUGGCACACCGCUGAUGGAGAAUACUUGGCGAGAAUAAUGGAUGGGGGGCCAACGUUUGUUAAAGAACAGAAUUAGAAUGAAAUGAUGUAAAUAAAAUGAGCCUAGAGAGUA